Morchella importuna is the source of this 1470-nucleotide messenger RNA. RefSeq lists its product as uncharacterized. Lineage: Eukaryota; Fungi; Ascomycota; Pezizomycetes; Pezizales; Morchellaceae. The coding region runs from base 1 to 1470 and encodes 489 amino acids. The record is from RefSeq and is a predicted model, not a curated record. The transcript has 3 exons.
AUGCCCCUGCCCCUGCCCCACCCCCGCCCCCACAAGCGCCAAUCCGACUGCCCCUCCGGCUCGCAAUGGUACGUCUGCUCCGCCGGCCCCGGCUUCCGCGGCUGCUGCUCCACCGACCCAUGCAACACCGGCAUCUGCCCCGCCAGCGGCAGCGUAGUCGGGAUCGGCUCACCCUCACCCUCGCCCUCACCCACCAGCACCAGCACCCGAACCAGCACUAUCACCACCGUGAGGACUAGUACGAGCAGUGUGGGCGCUGGUAUUGUCGACACGCCUGUGGCGCGCACGUCGACGUAUUCGACGUACUCGGCGUAUGCGACGUAUCCGAGCGUUGAGGUGACGGCGCUUGCGGAGCCUUCGGCGUCGGUGAUGGUGACGGGGAGUGGGAGUGGCGGCGGGGUGGUGGUGGUGACGGAGGCGGGGGAGAGGUCGACGAUUACGUUGAAUGCGGGGACUGCGACGGUGACGGCGGGGAGUGCGACGGGGGUUGCGGAUGCGGCGGCGGGGGGGAUGGAGGAGGAGGGACGAGUGUGGCGCCGAUUGUGGGCGGGGUGGUGGGCGCGGUGGCGGUGUUGGGCAGGGUUUCUUCAGCACUCUCUUCCACGGCACGCACCCCCCGCACAGCCCCAGCACCCCCACCACAACCUUCUUCGGCCUCUUUACCAAAAAACCCCACCACCCCCCUCACCACCCUUCCUUCCCCACCUCCCCCGCCCCCGCCUCCACCGACACCAAACACACCCCCCUCCCCCCGCCGGCCUCGCCGAGCUCCCCACCCCCCUCUUCACGCACGACCGCGCCGAGCUCUCCUCCGAGGCCGUCUCCGCGCCAUCGCAGCUGUCCACGCCGCUCUACCAGAGCAGCGGGUGGGCGCCGAGUGCGGUCAGCACGUCGAGCACGGGCGCGGUGCUGUCGCCGAAGAGGGAGACGCAUUAUAGUGAUUCGAGUACCGCUGCGGGGGAUGGGGCGGGGAUGUAUGGGUCGGGGGUGCAGGUGCAGGAGUUGCCGGGGUCGCAGGGGGCGUAUGGCGGGGGUGGGGUGCAGGAGUUGCCGGCGGGGUCGGGGUCGGGGUAUGGGGGGUAUUCGCAGCAGGGGUCGUCGCAGCUGUCGUAUGCGCAGCAGCAUCAUCAACAGCAGCAACACUCGCUCGGCCCGCACGCCCACCAGCAGUUGCAUGAUCACGGCCCGCAACCACCGAGUAGUAGUGCGUCUGCGUCUGCGCCGUCGCAGCCGCAGCAACAGCAUAGUUCGGGGUUGAGAGGUGGGGGGUGGCCGGGCGCGGGGAUGGUGGCGAAUCUGAAUAAUAGUCUGAGGAGGAAGACGGGGCGGGCUCAGCAGCAGCAGCAGCAGCGGCAGCAGCAGCAGCAAGGACAGCAGGGACACGGGCAGGAGACGCAUGUGAUGAGCUGGAUGAACUAUGAGUCGGAGCCGGGGAGUGACGGGCAGGGAUCCGGAGGGGUGAUUCGGUAG